Molecule: messenger RNA, 1237 nt
Organism: Penaeus chinensis
Lineage: Eukaryota; Metazoa; Arthropoda; Malacostraca; Decapoda; Penaeidae
Gene: bigmax
Product: max-like protein X
Exons: 7
Coding region: 110-808 (232 amino acids)
Biological process (GO): regulation of transcription by RNA polymerase II
Cellular component (GO): nucleus
Molecular function (GO): DNA-binding transcription factor activity, RNA polymerase II-specific; RNA polymerase II cis-regulatory region sequence-specific DNA binding; protein dimerization activity
Source: RefSeq, a predicted model, not a curated record
AAACCAUUUCGGCAAAAAGGUUCCCUCUCAGUGUUUACUUCCGAGGCCACGAAAGUUUUCCCGAGACGGAUCCGCGGAAGAAAUAUUUUAAGAGUGAAAAAUCAGUUAAAUGAUGGCAGACUAUGACAUUAAGAUGACUGAAGAGGAGCGAGAUUCUGACCAGCGUUACCCGUUUUCACGAUGCAGUUCAACUGGCUCGAUCCAUACCCUCACUUCUUCAGCUAACAACACAGAUGUUACGGACGAUGAGGACAGCGACCGAGGCAACCAGAUGAGCUAUAAGGAAAGACGUCGGGAAGCCCACACUCAGGCAGAACAGAAGAGACGUAAUGCGAUAAAUAAAGGGUACGACUCGCUUCAAGAUCUUGUCCCAACGUGCCAGAACUCGGAACAAGGCCAGGGGUACAAGAUGUCAAAGGCAACGGUGUUGCAGAAGAGUAUCGACUAUAUACAGUUUUUGAAGAAGGAAAAAUCCCAGCAAGAGAAGGAGGUUGCAGCAUUGCAGAAGGAAGUUGUAGCCCUGACGAUCAUGAAGUUGAACUACGAACAGAUUGUGUCCGCCCAUCAGAGCCAGCCCGGCCAGCUGAACAAGCAGAUCUCCGAUGAUGUUAAAUUCCAAGUGUUCCGUGCAGUGAUGGAUUCCCUCCACCAGACCUUUGACCAGUGCGUAGCCACCAACAACUUUGCAGAAAUCUCUGGCUCGGUUAUAUCAUGGGUUGAAGAACAUUGUAAACCUCAGAUUCUGCGCGAAAUUAUGUGUGGAGUUCUUCAGCAGCUCGGUACACAUGAAGCAGCUUUUAUGAAUUGAUGCUAAUCUUACAACCACUUCAAGAUAUUGUAAGCAAAUUAACUUGUCUUGAAGACUGGGAAGGGAGUAUUAUACAAGCACUUUUUUUCCAGUGGACCUUCACAGGGACAUGCAUGUAGUGACUAGUAAUAUCAUUGAGGCUCCUGUUAAAUUAUCCAAGGAAACUGCAGCAAAAUAAGUUCACAGUUUUGUACCAUGGUCUUAAAACUUUACUGAAUUGAUUAACCAGUGGAAUGAGAGACAAAUCUCCAGCUGUGGAAUGUCGAGAGUGUAACUAGAUUCAUCUUUUCCUGAUCAGAUGCAACCCAGAGCAGCUAUGUCCAAGCUUAGAGAGAGAGAGAGAGAGAGAGAGAGAGAGAGAGAGAGAGAGAGAGAGAGAGAGAGAGAGAGAGAGAGAGAGAGAGAGAGAGAGAGAGAGAGAGAGAGAGA